AUGGACACAUCUUUCCUUUUAUGUGAUGAUGAAGACCACGCAUUCCUCUUCAUGCAAAACAAUGAUUACAAUGAAAAUAUUACCAUCAACUCAUUGAACCAAAAUCUCAAUUCCAAAUAUGAAAAGGAAUACAUUGAGUAUUUGUUUACACUUGAAAACAGAAAGUUCCCAUCCUUCAGUUAUUGCUUCAAGUCCACCAUAGGCCAUGUUGAUUUCAACAACAUACUACGUAUUAAUGCCCUCGACCACAUUUUUAAAAUACAGGAAAAACUUGGAUUCAAGCUCUGUACAGCUUAUUUGUCAGUGACAUACUUUGAUCAGUUUCUUUUGAAGCAACACAAACACAUCCAUGAAGAGAGGUAUGUUCAGCUAUUAUCUGUGGCAUGCUCGUCUCUUGCUGCAAAGAUGAUGGAAGAGCGUGAUCUACCGCUUCUAUUUAAAUACAUAACGGAAACAUACGAAGAGCAAGGUUUUGUUGACAUGCCGUGUAUUGUGGAGAUGGAGGUAGAAGUUUUUAGUACAUUGGAAUGGGAAUUGCCAACUGUCACGCCUUUUGAUUUUCUGCGUUACUUUGUUUACUUGUUUUGCACUGAAUAUCCACAAGAACCAUUGAUCUCACAAGCUGUAGAACAUGUUUUGGCUAUCUUGAAAGAUGUUAAUUUGAUGGAUCAUAGACCAUCGACUAUCGCCUUGGCUGCCACAUUGAUGGUGGCUUUUGAUGCUGCAUUAACAAGAGAAAUCAUGGAUCUGCACAUAGGUGAAAUCUUAUUGCAGCUAAAUUUAGACAGUGUGAGUUUUAUUAGUUCUUUAUCUGGUUUUUGUUUCUUGUGUAAUCAUAAAUAA
Messenger RNA from Trifolium pratense (red clover), 843 nucleotides. RefSeq names its product cyclin-D5-3-like. The coding region runs from base 1 to 843 and encodes 280 amino acids. The record is from RefSeq and is a predicted model, not a curated record. Gene Ontology annotation, biological process: mitotic cell cycle phase transition; regulation of cyclin-dependent protein serine/threonine kinase activity. The transcript is spliced from 4 exons. Gene Ontology annotation, molecular function: cyclin-dependent protein serine/threonine kinase regulator activity. NCBI's taxonomy places the organism in Eukaryota, Viridiplantae, Streptophyta, Magnoliopsida, Fabales, Fabaceae. Gene Ontology annotation, cellular component: cyclin-dependent protein kinase holoenzyme complex; nucleus; cytoplasm.